UAUUUAGUUGUAAGAAAAAACUUUUAAUAUAGCAAGAUUUUAACAAAAAUGCGAAAAAUUUCUGUGCUUAAUGACACACGAGAUCCUAAAAGAUUUUUACAACAAGAAAGAUUUCAAAAAAUUGAAUUAAAUAGAGUUAAGUUAGAUGAUCGGCAUAACUAUGUCUUUAUGAAGAUUUCACAAGUAAUUUUUCUUGAUGAGCAAACAGUACAAGAGCAUUUGCUGAAUGAUGAAAAGUUUGACUUGUUUGAAAAGUUCUUUUGUAAAAAUGGCAUGAGAACAUUAAUGUUUUAUUACCAACCAUGUAUAGUACCAACAGCAACCACGAAUAUUGAAACACCCUCCAAUGGGGCAAAUAAGUUGUUCAUUGCAUCAGGUACCUCCCAGCGUUUGACUGGAACCUGUAUGAUUUUUUUACGUAAUUCUACUGAAUCAAUAACCACAUUAAAUAUUGCGCAGGAAACUAAUUUUAUGAACUUAAGCUGCACAAAUGGAAACCUUUAUAGUGAUAUUGAAUUAAUUUUGCAAGGUGUGUUGAUUCCAUCUAUCAAAUCUAUUAAGGAUUGGGGUGAUGUUGGAGAAAAUGAAGCUUCAGAGUUUGUGGAUCAAUUAGGUGAAUUCACCAAUAAAAUAUCUUUAGCAAAAGAAAAUGAAUUAGGAAGAAUAUGCCUAAGUGCUGGAGAUUUGCAUUCAGUCCUUGGAAAAAUGCACUCGCUAAAUGAUUAUUCUGCUGCAGCAUCAAAUGUUGACCUACUUGUAUCUAUUGAAAAACUUGUAUUGACAUGGAUUAAACAAAUUGAGCAAGUACUUAUCGAAAGUCAACAGAUUCGUAAAGAAGCUGAUGACAUUGGACCAAGUGAUGAAUUAUUAUAUUGGAGAAAGAAAAUGGCUAAAUUAAAUAGCUUACUUGGUCAAAUAAAAAGUUCUUCUUGUCGGGCAGCAAUUGGUGUUUUGUUUGCUGCAAAGUCCCAAACAAUUAAACACUGGAAAGAGUUUGACUGUCAGAUAACAAAUGCUGCAAAUGAAGCAAAGGAUAACAUGAAGUACUUGAGUACUUUAGAAAAAAUAUUUGUUCCUUUAAAGAAAUGCAGUCCAUUAAAAAUGGUUGAGCAUCUCAGCACUUUGAUGAAUGGAAUUCAAAUGAUAUAUAGUAUUUCUCAAUAUUAUAACACAUCUGAAAGAAUGACAUCAUUAUUUGUGAAGAUUACAAAUCAAAUGAUUACAUCAUGCAAAUCAUAUAUUCGACAAGAUUCACUAGCGCUUUGGACUAAUCCUUGGAAUAUCAUUACAUCGAAAAUAAGUGAGUGUAUCAAGUUAAAUGAAGAGUAUCAAAAAAGUUUUCAGAAAACAAAAAUGAAAUUAAGAGAAAGUCAUAAUGAAAAGCAAUUUGAAUUUAGCGAAACUUAUAUCUUUGGAAAGUUUGAUGCCUUUUGUAAUCGUUUAACAAAAAUCGAUGAUUUGUUAAAAACAGUUGAAAGUCUUUCUGCAUUGAAAAAAAUUAAAAUUGAGGGGAUUGAAAAUAUUUUAUCUCAUUAUGUAGACUUAGUUUCCAGCAUUAAAAAUAAAAAUUAUGAUAUUCUUGAUCAUCGUAAAAAUGAUUUUGAUGCUGAUUUUGAAAAAUUUAAACUGGGAGUUGAUUCACUUCAAGGAGAGCUUCAAAAUUUCAUUGAUUCGUGGUUUGAAAAAUCUUUUACAACAUUACAAGGUUUAGAAUUUUUGGAUAAGUUUAAAAGAUUGCUUGGUAUUGAUCUAAACCUAAAAAAUAAGUACCACAAAGUGUUGUUCAACUUUACAAGAGAAAUUGAUCAUAUAAAGAAAAUUUAUCAAAAACAAAAAGAAAAUCCCCCUUGUUUUCGUGAUAUGCCUCCAAUUUCCAGCAAAAUUGCUUGGUCUAGACAACUAUUUCGACAAAUAUCACAUCCGAUGGAGUUACUUAGUCGAUGUGAAGAUUUAUUAAAGACACCUGAAGCAAAUAAAGUUGUCAAGAGUUACAAUAGAGUUGCACGAACAUUGAUUGAAUUUGAAAUGGUUUACCAUGAAAACUGGAUGAAAACUGUGGAGCAUGUUAAAUAUAGCUUAAGUGCUUCAUUGCUUGUAAGACACCCUGAAACUAAGGUUUUCCAUGUGAAUUUUGAUCCACAGAUAUUUGAAUUGAUGAAAGAAAUAAAAUACAUGCAAAAAAUGUCUCUGGAGGUGCCUGCUACAGCUAUUGAAUUACAACUGCGCGAGCCUCAUAUUAGGUUACUACAUGCAUCGAUUUGUAAGUGUGUUGAAGAUUUUGCAGUAAUCAAGUCAAAAAUACCUGAAGUUGUGUUUUCAUUGAUGCAGCCUAUAAUAAGGAGUACAGAGAAUGUUUUUAAACCUGGGACUUCAGUUUUAUCUUGGAUAUCUUUAAACACUGAUAUUUACUUGCAAGCUGUCAAAAAGUCACUGCAUGAUCUAGAUCUUGUUGUUAAACGUGUUACUGAUUUAUUAAAAUGUGGAAUUGAAGGUACCUUGGAGAGUAUUAGAAGUAUUAUGCUCUGCGAAAUUACAGACAAUAUAAUGCAUCCAUCUGAGUUUCAUGCUUCUACUGAAAGAUUGUGUAAAGCCCAUUCAGAAACAUUGAAUUUAUACUGUGAGUUAACAGAGUUUCAUACAUUUACACUUCUCGAAAUGAUAAAAAAACAUCUUAAACCAAAGCAACUUGAAGAACUCCGCGAACAUGAUAUAUAUCCAUGCCGUCUCAUGCCAGAUUUAGUAUGUGGUAAAGGAAAUAAAGGAAAUAGAUGUUUAGAAUGCAGUCCUUGUAAUUAUUGGAAUUUUAUUUUUCAUUUUAACAUGAAAACUAUUGAAGCCCUCACCGAAUGUGUUCGCUUGUCCUUAGAAUUUCUCAAAAGGAAAAUCUAUUAUUCAAGCCACAGCAUAAAAAAGUUGCCUACUUUUUUUAGUGGGUCAAUAGUAUUACAAAUUCCUCAAGUUGUCAUGAAAGAUAGUUUGGAAAUCAUUCAACAAUGGCUAAAUAAAUCUGUACAGGUGAUUUUGAAAGCAGUUGAGAAUAUUUAUGAGUGGAAAUACCAUAACUAUUUUCACCCAGUAACAAACCACCAGACAGAAGAUGCUGGAAAAGGUUCAGCAUCAGUAAAAUCUGUUUUCAAAAUAGUUUUGGAACAUAAAGAGAUAAUAAAAACUGUAUCUAUACUGAGUUCUUCCAUUAGUUCAUUGAAGGUGGAAGUUGCAAAUGUUUUAGAAGAGUUUAAACAAUUUCAAAUGCUUUGGAAAGAGGAACCAAAAUUUGGUGUCUCAAAAUUUCUGAGUCAUAACCCAAGUUUAGAAGAGUUUGCAUCAGUGUUUUUGCGUUAUAUAAAUUUAGAGAGUUCAAUAAACAUUUUACCAGAUAAUUAUACAGUUGGUCCGAUAAUUUAUUCUUCAAUUCCUUUAAAAGUAGCUUUAUUGAAUGAAACUCAAACCUGGAAGCAAGCCUAUGGAAAAGCAUUAGCUGAGAGGGCUUAUCAUAGCAUGAAAAAUAUUCUUCAGUUUAUUGAUAACACCAAUAAACAACUCACUCGACCCAUUAAUGAUCUUGAUGAUGUAAGGAGUAGCAUGGCUGCACUUGCAGAUAUAAGGGAAGCAGAGAUAAGAGUUCAAAUGGAAAUUACUCCAAUCGAAGAAUCGUAUGCACUUCUUAGUAAUUAUGGCUUAAAUGAAUUCAAUGAUAAUGAACACGUUGAUAACUUGACUUAUGCUUGGAAGAAAUUACAAGAAUUGGCAUCAUCUGUUCAACAAAAUCUUCAAAAAGUACAACCUCAGUUUAAGUUAAACUUAUUAUCUGGUGUAAAAGUGUUCAAACAGGCAGUUAUCUCAUUUUAUAAAGACUAUCUUCAAAAAGGCCCAAUGGUUCCUGGAAUUACAACUCAAGAAGCUUCUGAGAGGUUAUCAAUAUUUCAAAUUAAGUUUGACGAAUUGUGGAGAAAAUAUCAAACUUAUUCUGGUGGGGAAGAAUUGUUUGGUAUGCCUGUAACAGAAUAUACUGAAUUGCAAAAUGUAAAGCAUGAUCUUGGUUUGCUUACUUGUUUUUAUACUCUGCAUGAUUCUUUUAUGGACUCAUUAAAUAGAUAUUAUGAAAUUCAGUGGUCUGAAGUCAAUAUUGAAAGAAUUAGUUUAGAGCUCUUAGACUUCAAUAAAAGAACAAAAAGAUUGCCUGAAGAAUCAAAGUGUUGGCCUGCUUUUAUUGAAUUAAAUAAAACAAUUGAAGAGUUUAUUGAAUGUUGCCCUCUUCUUGAAAUGAUGUCUAAUCCUGCCUUAAAAGAAAGACAUUGGGAGCAGAUUUCUUUAGUUACAAGUUAUCAAUUUCCUGCAAUAUGUAGUGAUUAUUUUACACUGCGAUGUUUAAUGAAUGCACCAUUACUAAAGUUUAAAGAAGAUAUUGAGGAUAUAUGUAUUUCGGCUGUGAAAGAAAAAGAUAUUGAAGCUAAGUUACAGCAAGUAAUUUUUGAAUGGAAUACACACGAACUUUCAUUUUCUUUAUUCAAAUCAAGAGGGGAGUUAUUGCUAAAAGGUUUUGAAACUUCUGAAAUCAUCUCACUCAUGGAAGAUAGUUUGAUGAUUCUCGGAUCUUUGCUAAGUAAUAGAUACAAUGCUCCAUUAAAAUCAUCAAUUCAGAAAUGGAUUUUGGAUUUGUCAAACACCAUUGAAAAUAUUGAAAAGUGGCUUUCUGUACAAAAUUUAUGGGUGUAUUUAGAAGCAGUUUUUGUAGGAGGAGAUAUUGCUAAACAAUUGCCAAUGGAAGCUAAAAGGUUUAAUCAAAUUGACAAGUCUUGGGUGAAAAUAAUGAAUCGUGCUCAUGAAAUUCAAAAUGUUGUAUCAUGUUGUGUAGGCGAUGAUACAUUGACUCAGCUGUUACCUCAUCUAUUGGAGCAGUUAGAAAUAUGUCAAAAAUCAUUAUGUGGAUAUCUUGAAAAGAAACGUUUGAUAUUCCCUCGAUUUUUUUUUGUGAGCGAUCCAGCAUUGUUAGAAAUACUUGGUCAAGCAAGUGAUUCACACACCAUCCAAUCUCAUUUACUUGCAGUUUUUGAUAAUGUGAAUAGAGUUUCAUUUGAUGAAAAACAUUAUGAUAAAAUAUUCGAGAUCUGUUCAAAAGAAGGAGAGAAAAUAUCUUUGCAAAAUCCUGUUUUAGCUUCAGGUAAUGUUGAAACUUGGCUUGGUUUCUUGCUGGCUGAAUCUAAAAACUCUCUGCACCAUGUUAUUCGAAUGGCAAAAAAUUCAAUUAGUGAAGUUAACUUACAACUUAUAAAAUUUCUGUCAAGUUAUCCAGCUCAAGUGAGCUUACUUGGUUUACAAAUGCUCUGGACAAUCAAAUCAGAAUUAGCUUUAUCAAAGUCAAAGAUUGAUAGGAAGAUUAUGGCACAAACUAAUGAAUACUUUUUAGCUGUACUCAAUGAACUUAUUGGUGUGACAACAAAAGACAUAACUCAAAUGGAAAGAAUAAAAUUUGAGACACUUGUUACAAUUCAUGUACAUCAGCGAGACAUCUUUGAUGAUUUAGUCAAUCUUCGUAUAAAGUCUAUAUCAGACUUUGAAUGGUUGAAACAGUCUCGGUUUUAUUUUCAUGAAGAAUCAGACAAGUGCCUUGUUUCCAUCACUAAUGUUACUUUUGUUUAUCAAAAUGAAUUUUUAGGUUGCACUGAUCGUCUUGUCAUUACCCCACUUACAGACAGGUGUUACAUUACUCUAGCUCAAGCUCUCCACAUGUCAAUGGGUGGUGCACCUGCAGGACCAGCAGGAACUGGAAAAACAGAAACUGUCAAAGAUAUGGGAAAAGCACUUGGAAAAUAUGUUGUUGUGUUUAAUUGUUCUGACCAAAUGGAUUAUAGAGGGUUAGGAAGAAUAUUCAAAGGACUUGCUCAAUCUGGUAGCUGGGGGUGCUUUGACGAAUUUAAUCGUAUAGAAUUGCCUGUUCUCUCUGUUGCUGCCCAGCAGAUUUAUAUUGUUUUGAGUGCCAAAAAAGAGCAUAAAAAUGAUUUUGUCUUUUCUGAUGGUGACAUUGUCAAACUUAAUUCUGAGUUUGGUUUGUUUUUAACAAUGAAUCCUGGAUAUGCUGGUCGUCAGGAAUUACCAGAAAAUUUAAAAGUGCAGUUUCGAACAGUUGCUAUGAUGGUACCUGAUCGACAAAUUAUUAUACGUGUAAAACUUGCUUCGUGUGGUUUUAUUCAAAAUAUUAUACUGUCAAGAAAGUUUUUCAUGUUAUAUAAUCUAUGUGAUCAACAGUUAUCAAAACAAGUUCAUUAUGAUUUUGGUUUACGAAACAUUUUAUCAGUGUUGCGAACACUUGGUGCAGCAAAGCGAAUCAACCCAAAUGACAUCGAAGAAAAGAUACUAAUGCAAGUUCUUCGUGAUAUGAAUUUAAGUAAGCUUAUUGAUGAAGAUGAGCCACUAUUUAUGAGUCUCAUUAAUGAUUUGUUUCCGGGAUUUACAGUUGAAAAAGUUGGUUAUCCAGAAAUUAAAAAUGCUAUUCAAAAAUGCACUACUGAUGCAAAGCUCAUUUUCCACUUACCAUGGGUAGACAAAAUAAUUCAGCUUUAUGAAACCCAGCUUGUUCGACAUGGAAUGAUGGUACUUGGGCCUUCAGGAGCUGGGAAAACAAGUUGUAUACAAAUUCUUAUGAAAUCAAUAAGUUUAUGUGGCGUCCCACAUCGUGAAAUGAGAAUGAAUCCAAAAGCUAUUACAGCCCCACAAAUGUUUGGGCGGUUAGAUGCUGCUACAAAUGAUUGGACUGAUGGCAUAUUUUCUUCUUUGUGGAGAAAAACUUUAAAGUUAAAAAAGGGAGAUAAUGUUUGGAUUGUGCUGGAUGGUCCUGUUGACACAAUAUGGAUUGAAAAUCUCAACUCUGUUUUGGAUGACAAUAAGACAUUAACUUUAGCUAAUGGUGAUCGUAUUCCUAUGGCACCAUGCUGUAAGAUUGUUUUUGAACCGCACAAUAUUGACAAUGCUUCACCUGCUACUGUUUCCAGAAAUGGUAUGGUCUACAUGAGCUCACCAGGUUUAGAUUGGAAGCCAAUUCUUAAGGCCUGGUUGAAUCAACUUUCACCAUUGCAAUCAGACAUCUUUGAGGCUUUGUUUAAUACUCAUUUUGCUGAUCUUCACUUGUAUGUGCAACAAAAUCUUGUCUCUAGAAUAAAAAUUCUGGAACACAAUGAGAUAAACCAAGCAAUUAAUAUUCUUAUUGGAUUAAUGCCAAAAGAAGAUAGCCAGCAUAUUGAUAAAACGUAUUUAAACAGACUCUUUGUAUUUUCUAUAAUGUGGAGUUUGGGAGCUGUACUUGAGCUGAUUGACAGAAAAAAGUUAGAGGAAUUUAUUUAUGAAAAUUAUUCCUCUGCGCUUGAUCUCCCACCUGUAAAAGAAGAGGAAACCAUGUUUGAAUACUUUAUUGAUAAUGAUGGUUCUUGGAAACAUUGGAAUCAAGAGGUUAAAGAGUUCACAUUACCAUUUGAUUCAACUCUUCAGUUUUCUUCUAUACUUGUACCAACUGUUGAUAAUACAAGAACUCAUUUUUUAAUAGAUAUCAUUGCAAGACAAGGAAAGGCAGUUCUUCUUAUUGGUGAACAAGGCACUGCAAAAACUGUUAUUUUGAAAAACUUUUGUAGUCAAUAUAAUUCUGAUGAACAUAUGUAUAAAUUAAUGAACUUCUCUUCUGCGACAUUACCACUGCUUUUUCAGAGAUCAAUUGAAAGUUAUGUAGAUAAGCGUGUUGGAAAUACAUAUGGACCAUCUGCAGGUCGAAAGAUGACAGUGUUCAUUGAUGACAUAAACAUGCCUGUUGUAAAUGAAUGGGGAGAUCAAAUUACCAAUGAAAUUGUUCGCCAACUCAUGGAGUGCAAAGGAAUGUAUAGUAUAGAUAAACCAGGCGAUUUUAUGAACAUUUCUGAUAUUCAAUUUGUAGCGGCUAUGGUUCUUCCAGGUGGAGGCAGAAAUGACAUACCUGAGCGCUUAAAGCGACAUUUUAGCAUAUUCAAUUGUACAAUUCCUUCAAAUGCUUCGAUAGACAAAAUUUUUCAGACUAUUAGUUGUCACUACUUUUCUAAGGAGAAAGGAUUUUCAAAAGAAAUUCAAGAUCUUGCAUAUGUACUUGUGAAGUCUACAAGAAAACUUUGGCAAUUUACAAAACAAAAUUUAUUAGCUUCUCCAGCAAAGUUUCAUUAUAUCUUUAACUUAAGAGACCUUUCACGAAUAUGGCAGGGUAUGUUAAGCAUUGAUGCGUCCACUGCAAAGAAUAAGCAAAUUUUUUUAAAUUUAUGGAAACAUGAAUGUUGUCGUGUCAUCUCUGACAGAUUCUUUGUGAAGAAUGAUGUUGAAUGGUUUGAGAAUUUAAUUACAAGUGUUGUUAAGGAAGAUUUUGAUACUGAGUCUGAUAUUACUAGUGCCUUGUUAAAAAAUGAGCCUUAUUUUGUGACCUUUAUGAAAGGAGAGAUUGGUUCUGCACAUACUGAAAAUGUAUAUGAACCAUUGGAAUCAAUUGAUAGUGUUAAGUUUCAAUUGGACAAGUAUCUUAAAAUGUAUAAUGAGAUAGUGAGAGGAUCACAGUUAGACUUAGUCUUCUUCAAGGAUGCUAUGGUUCAUCUAAUCAAAAUAUCUCGGAUAUUAAAAACUCCUCGUAGUAAUGCUCUCUUAGUUGGAGUUGGUGGGUCAGGCAAACAAUCAUUGACUCGAUUAGCCUCAUUUAUUGCUGGUUAUUCUACAUUUCAGAUUACUUUAACCAGAUCAUACAACACACCUAACCUCAUUGAUGACUUAAGAAAGUUGUACAGAAUUGCUGGUCAGCAAGGGAAAGGAGUUACAUUUAUCUUUACAGAUAACGAAAUAAAAGAUGAAGUGUUUUUAGAGUACAUUAACAGUGUGUUAGCUUCAGGAGAGAUUUCUAACUUAUUUCCUCAAGACGAAAUCAAUGAGAUCACAGAUGAGCUGAUUCCAGUUAUGAAACAAGAGUAUCCACGGCGACCACCAACUCUUGAAAACUUGUAUGAUUAUUUUAUUACCAGAGCCAAGAACAAUUUACAUGUUGUACUAUGCUUUUCUCCGGUUGGUGAUAAGUUUCGAAAUCGAGCCCUUAAGUUUCCAGGUUUAUUGAGUGGUUGUACUAUCAACUGGUUUUCACCAUGGCCAACAGAUGCAUUGAUUGCGGUUUCUAAUCAUUUUCUACUGAAGUACAAUGUUGUUAACUCUCUUGAUAUUGUUAAACCCAUUGUUACCACUAUGGGAGCUUUUCAUAGUGUUGUUGAUGAGACUUGCUUAAAUUAUUUUGAAAGAUUUCGGCGGCAAGCUCACGUUACUCCAAAGUCUUACCUAUCAUUUAUCUCAGGCUUUAGACUUGUAUACUUAGAAAAGCAAAAAGAAAUCACUAUGCUGUCAAAUAGAAUCAAAACUGGUUUGGAAAAACUUGAUGGAGCAUCAAAAACGGUUGUAGAGUUAUCUCAACAACUUGAUUCCAAGGAAAAAGAUAUAAUAAUUGCAUCUAAAAAAGCUGAUAGUGUGUUGAAGGAAGUGACUGAGACUGCUCAAGCUGCAGAGAAAGUAAAAUCAGCUGUAUCUAUAGUAAAAGAUAAGGCUCAACUUAUUUUCGAUGCAAUAUCGACAGAUAAGUUAUUUGCAGAAAAUAAACUUAAAGUUGCACAACCUGCAUUAGAUGAAGCUGAGGCUGCACUGAAUACAAUAAAACCUGCUCAUAUAUCGAAUAUACGUAAACUACUUAAGCCACCGCAUUUAAUCAUGCGUAUCAUGGACUGUAUUCUAAUUUUAUUUAAUCACAAAAUGGAUUCAGUAACUAUAGAUUUUGAAAAAAACUGUGUUCGGCCUUCAUGGUCAGAAUCGUUGAGGAUGAUGAGUCAAGCUGGAUUUUUACAGUCUUUGUUAUCAUUUCAAAAGGAUUCAAUAAAUGGAGAAAUGGUGGAGUUAAUGGAGCCCUAUUUGGCGGCAGAAGAUUAUAAUUUGGAUGCAGCAAAAAAGGCAUGUGGUGAUGUUGCUGGUUUACUGUCAUGGACCAUUGCUAUGUCAUAUUUCUAUGGAAUUAAUAAAGAAGUGCUUCCUUUAAAAGCAAAUCUUGUAGUUCAAUUAGCAAGAUUAGAAACAGCUCAAAAAGAUCUUGCGUGUGCAGAGGCUGAGUUAAACACUAAACAGCAUGAGCUAGAUGUUGCUCAAAAAAGAUUUGAUGAUGCAAUGAACGAGAAACAGAUGCUUCUUGAUGAUGCAGAUUUAUGUCGCUUACGAAUGGCUAAUGCAAAAGCUUUGAUAGAUGGGUUAGGUGGUGAAAAACACAGGUGGACAGAGCAAAGCAAAAGAUAUGAUGAACAAAUUCAAAGGUUAGUGGGUGAUGUAUUGUUAGCUACUGCUUUUUUGUCAUACUCUGGUCCGUUUAAUCAAGAGUUUCGAAAAUUUCUUAUAUUAUUAUGGAAAAAAGAAAUGAGGAUAAAUAUGAUAACUUUUAAUGAGGAUUUAAGUUUGGUUACUUUUUUAACUGAUGCAGCAUCAAUAAAUGAGUGGAGCUUGCAGGGGUUACCCAAUGAUGAGUUAUCACUUCAAAAUGGAAUUAUAGUUUCAAAGGCAUCUCGUUACCCUUUACUGAUUGAUCCACAAGGACAAGGCAAAGCAUGGAUAAAGAAUAAAGAAAAAAACAAUGACUUGUGUAUAACUUCAUUAAAUCAAAAGUAUUUUAGAAGUCAUCUUGAAGAUGCAUUGUCAUUAGGUAAACCAUUGCUCUUAGAGGAUGUUAAAGAGGAACUAGACCCUGUUUUAGAUAAUGUUCUUGAGCAGAAUUAUAUAAAAUCAGGAAGAGGUUUUAAGGUACGGUUAGGUGAUAAAGAGGUUGAUGUUAUGCAAGGCUUUAGGUUAUAUUUGACUACAAAACUUCCAAAUCCAUUAUAUACGCCAGAAGUUAGCGCAAAGACUUCCAUUAUUGAUUUUACUGUCACAAUAAAAGGUUUAGAAGACCAGCUAUUGGGGCGUGUUAUUCUUAAAGAGAAACAGGAACUAGAACGUGAGCGUUUAAACCUUAUAAAAGAAGUUGCAAUCAACCAUACAAAAAUGAAUGAUUUAGAAGAUAAUUUGUUGCAUCGGCUUACAAGUACAAAAGGCUCUUUAGUUGAUGAUGACACAUUAAUUGCAGUACUUCAAACUACCAAACAAAUGUCUGAAGAAAUUAGUGAGAAACUUUCCAGUGCUAAAGAAACUGAAUUAAAGAUUAACAUUGCACUAGAAGAAUACAGACCAGUGGCAACACGUGGAAGUAUUCUUUACUUUUUGGUUGUGGAAAUGUCUUUUGUCAACAAUAUGUAUCAAACAUCUCUUCGACAAUUUCUUCGCAUUUUUGAUCGCGCUUUAGAAAAAUCACCAAAAUCACCUAUUCUUCUGAAGCGAAUUAGCAGUAUCACUGAGUUCCUUACAUAUGAAGUGUUUAUUUAUAUGAUGAGAGGAUUUUUUGAAGAGCAUAAAUUUCUUUUUACAUUGUUGUUGGCAUUAAAAAUUGAUCUGCACAGUGGAAAGAUUAAACAAGAAGAGUUUGACAUUUUCAUAAAAGGAGGAGCUGCUUUGGACUUAAACAUUGUUCAACCAAAGCCAAAAAAAUGGAUUCAAGAUGUGGCUUGGUUAAACUUGGUAGCACUCAGCAAGUUAACACAGUUUUUACAAAUUCUUGUUCAGGUUUCCAACAAUGAUAAAAAUUGGAAAAUUUGGUUUGAUAACUUAGCACCAGAAGAUUCUGUUAUACCAGACGGAUACAAUGAAGCUUUAGAUGAUUUUCGUAGACUUUUGUUAAUCAGAGCUUGGUGUCCUGAUCGCACAAUUAACCAGGCUAGAAAGUAUGUUGCAUCUUCCAUUGGUGUAAAGUAUGUUGAAGGUAUUCUUAUGAAUCUGGAUGGAACUUUGGAAGAGAGUAAUCCAUUAACUCCUAUGAUCUGUUUGCUAUCUAUGGGUUCAGAUCCCACUGCAGCAAUUGAGUCUCUUUCUAAACGCAAACAUCUAAGUUGUCGUAGUAUUUCUAUGGGGCAAGGGCAAGAAGUACAUGCAAGGCGAUUACUUCAACAAUGUACAACUGAAGGUGGAUGGGUUUUACUACAGAAUUGCCACUUAGGACUUAACUUCAUGGACGAGUUGUACGAUAUGUUAACCACGCUGGAAUCUGCGCAUGAAAACUUUAGACUUUGGAUGACAACAGAAGUUCAUCCUAAAUUUCCAAUCAAUUUGUUGCAAAUCUCAAUUAAAUUUACUAAUGAACCACCCUCUGGUAUUAAAGAUGGAUUAAAAAGAACUUAUGUUGGAAUGACACAGGAUCAGUUAGAUAUUGUAAGUCUUUAUCAGUGGAAACCAUUGUUGUAUGCUACAGCUUUUCUUCAUAGUGUUGUCCAAGAGAGACGAAAGUUUGGACCAUUAGGCUGGAACAUUCCUUAUGAGUUUAAUAUGUCUGAUUUGUCUUCCAGUCUUCAGUUUGUUCAGAAUCAUCUUGAUGAAUUAGAUUUUGCAAAAGGUGUGUCGUGGCCAACAUUGUGUUACAUGCUUGGCGAGGUCAAUUAUGGUGGACGUGUUACUGACGAGUAUGACAAACGCCUUCUCAACACUUUUUGCCUUGAAUGGUUUAAUGAAAAUUUGUUUAAUGAGAAGUUUGAGUUUCACCAUGGGUACGGAUUACCUAAAUGUGAACAGUUAACCGACAUUCUUAUUUACAUUCAAAAUUUACCUGCUGUGGACACUCCUGAGGUUUUUGGCUUACAUCCCAAUGCAGAUAUAACUUAUCAAACUAAAGCGGCUGUUGAUGUUUUAAAUACAAUUCUAAAUGUUCAGCCUAAAGAUAAAAUAAGUUCAUUGGGAGAGACAAAAGAAUCAUCGGUCUACCGCAUUGCAGAGGAUAUGUUAAAAAAAUUACCAUCAGACUACAUACCACAUGAAGUAAGAACACGCUUACAAAAAAUGGGGCAGUUUCUUCCUAUGCUUAUAUUUCUUCGUCAAGAACUUACCUGUAUGCAACGUAUCAUAACAGUUGUUCGACACACAUUGAAUGACCUGCUUUUGGCCAUUGAUGGAACAAUCAUUAUGUCAAAUGAUUUGAGAGAUGCUUUGGAUAAAAUUUAUAAUGCUCGUAUUCCAUUUUCUUGGCAAAAAAUAUCUUGGCCGUCCUCUACAUUAGGGUUUUGGUUUACCGAGUUAAUUGAAAGAAACCAGCAAUUCUCAACAUGGUUAUUUCAGGGACGCCCUAACCUUUUUUGGAUGACUGGCUUUUUCAAUCCUCAGGGUUUUAUCACAGCAAUGCGACAGGAAAUAACGCGUGCCCACAAAGGUUGGUCACUUGAUACAGUUGUCCUCGCCAAUGAGGUUACCAGACUGUUUAAGGAAGAUAUGACAUCGCCACCAACUGAAGGUGUUUAUAUAUAUGGCUUGUACUUGGACGGGUGUAGUUGGGACCGAAGAAAUUUUCGUUUAAUCGAAUCGCAAUCAAAAAUGUUGUUUACGCCACUGCCUGUUGUACAUCUAUUUGCUUCAAAUGCUGCUAUUGUUAAAGACGUCCGCUUCUAUUUGUGUCCAGUUUACAAGACCCCGCAGCGAACCGAUUUAACGUACAUUUUUUCUCUGAAUCUCAAGACAAAUAUUAAUCCAAAUCAUUGGAUUUUAAGGGGUGUUGCUCUUCUGUGUGAUGUCAAAGGAUAGUAUUUUACAUAGCUAUUUAUAACUUUUUUUUGAUUAUUAGUUUGUAAGUAGCUAGUUUUAUUUAGCAUAUAAAUCAUAAAUCUAAUUUUUUAUUAUAAAUUUAGCAUAAAUUAUAUUUUUUUAUUUAGUAAGUGUAUAAUAAAUUAUAUUUUUCAUUUGUAUUUAUAUUGUAAUAUGUUUUGUACUAAUACCAUG
Hydra vulgaris (swiftwater hydra) is the source of this 13860-nucleotide messenger RNA. RefSeq names its product dynein axonemal heavy chain 5. Gene Ontology annotation, molecular function: minus-end-directed microtubule motor activity; ATP binding; ATP hydrolysis activity. Gene Ontology annotation, biological process: microtubule-based movement. Gene Ontology annotation, cellular component: axonemal dynein complex. Lineage: Eukaryota; Metazoa; Cnidaria; Hydrozoa; Anthoathecata; Hydridae. The record is from RefSeq and is a predicted model, not a curated record.